Messenger RNA from Polyodon spathula (Mississippi paddlefish), 2246 nucleotides. RefSeq names its product inhibitory synaptic factor 1-like. Gene Ontology annotation, biological process: inhibitory postsynaptic potential. Lineage: Eukaryota; Metazoa; Chordata; Actinopteri; Acipenseriformes; Polyodontidae. The transcript is spliced from 2 exons. Gene Ontology annotation, cellular component: postsynaptic density. The record is from RefSeq and is a predicted model, not a curated record. The coding region runs from base 1334 to 2176 and encodes 280 amino acids.
GGUUACAGUCACUAGCAAUAGGUUGUGGAGAUGGGAGACGAAUUGGGUACAGCUGACAGUAUAGGAGAGACAGUAUAUAUAGUGAGGAUAAGGUGGUUAGAGAAGAAAGGGUUUUAAAAGCAGCAUAUUUGCAAAUAAUUUAUUUUAUGUUGUAUAUUGUAUAUAUUGUGCAAGAUCUCACACUAAAAAUAUUAACUGAAUCUCCAAGUAAGAUAACUAAAUUAUUCUGCUAAACAACCACCACGGAAUUUAUAUGAAUUGCUGUUUUACCUUAAAUCACAGCGGUAUGUGAUUUUCCUCCUCCGUUCCAGCCAGGAUUUGUUUCAGGAGCUGUCAAUACUUGUCUGGAAGAAACGAGCAGCAAAAAUUGGAUUUCCUUAGCAACUGAGGAAGGAUUCGGGCUCCUUUUAUUUUAUAUGCGUUCAGUUAAUUCAAUUUCUAAGUCACUGACAUCUAAGGGAAACUGAAAGCAGCUCUGAGCUAAUAUGAAGAUGGCACUGAAAAAGAACACGGCAGUCUCCGCCUUUUCUGCUUGCUUUCUUUCUUUGUAGCAGAAAAUCUGGAUUUUGAUUGAUAUUGCUUUUUAAUGCAUCCAAUACCUUUUUAUGUGGAAUAAAGAAGUCUGUGAUAAAAGAAAAGAUGCAGAUUUAUUUGUUUCACUUCAUGAAAAUACAGGGCAAAUUACCCAACUGCCAUAAGAAGUUGCGAACGAAUUCCAGUCGUCAUGUAAUGGCUAAACAUCACGGAUUUCUAUUUUCAAUAUUAAAUAAAUAAAUAAAUAAAUAACGUUGUCUGUUCUAUAGGGAACAACAGCACAUUUGGAGUAAAUCUUCCUUAGCAUCUGCAACUGUGCCAGUAAAAAUCUCAGGGAUACCUGCUCCUUUUCGGAAAUGUUUCAUUUGCAGGUAAUUAUGUAGGCAGCCUCCUGGGCAAUGUAGUUGUUGUGAUCGACCAGGAAACCAGAGGGACACAGUUAAAAAUGCUCAUGGUCCAGGCACUGUUUAUUCUGGAUAACUAUAAACACUGGUACUAGGGUUAUGUAAAAAUAAAAUGGCAAACAUUUAUAGUGGGGAUUUAUAAAUAUUUAUAUCCACACAUUCUAUUUCAAGGCGGAUUGUUGCUUAAUUGUUUUACUUGAAUUCUUCUUAAUCGGGGUCCAGUGGAACAGCGUGGGGUUGGGGCAGAUGCCAUGGAUUUGUAAGCUUUGCUGCAAGAGCUCUUAAAAUGUUGAGAUCUCGCUGUGCUGCCGGGGCUCCCCUUCGGAUCAGCGAGGCUCACGGCGAGAGAAAUGGACCCCUCGGCUACCCCCAGCGCCCCCGCUGCCUUGUGAAGGAUGUCCCUCAUCAGAGCACCGGCCCGGGACAGCACUGAGACCCCCGGCCAGAGAGAGAGAAUCCGCAGUCGCAUGAAAAUGGUGAUCGACCAGCUGGAAGGGAUCCUCAGGGAGCUGAAGGAAGUGGCCAGGGAACUCCGAGAGGUGGUGGGGCAAAUAGACAAGCUGACAUCGGACUUUGAUUUCGAACUGGAGCCAGAUGACUGGACGGUAGCCACUGUGAGCAGCACGUCCAGCAGCGAGAGGGGGCUCGGAGACGCGUUCGGGAGGCUAGACUUCCUCACCCCGGAUGUGCUCUCUGAAAGCUGGGAAUUCUGCAACUUCCUGGAGACCCCGCCCCCAAUGGCUGCGGAGAAGCCGGCUGCCGAGGCAAUGACGACGGCGAGUGCAGAGCAGGCAGCUUAUGCGCAGAUGAACGGAGGUAUUAUCACGAAUGGGCCUUUGGUUGUCACACCAGAUUCUUCCAGCGAGGAGGCCUCCACUCACAGCCACAAAAACUCCUCAAGGACACCUGGGACCCGCGAGCGGGUUCGCUUCAGUGAUAAAAUCCUCUACCACGCCCUCUGCUGCGAUGAUGACGAGGAAGAGCCAGAGUGCGGGCCCACAGCAGAGACGGACAGCGAGCAGAGCCACCCAGCAGCCUCGCCACUGGCCUCCGCCACCCAGACUCUCCUCAACUGUCACACCCCUUCCUCCCAAGAUGAAGCAGCAGCAGCUAAACAUGGUUCAAACCCAGGCACCCGGAAAAAAGUGCUACGGAAUAGCAGUACGCAAACUGUGGCAGAUAAGAGCACCCAAACUGUACUUCCCUACAUCCCAGCCAAACAGAAAACAAAGGACUGAAAGGACAAACAACUUUAUUACAUUAAAUGACAUAGAUCCAUAGAUCAUUAAAUCAAUGCAUUAAUAAAUA